Molecule: messenger RNA, 3456 nt
Organism: Anopheles moucheti
Lineage: Eukaryota; Metazoa; Arthropoda; Insecta; Diptera; Culicidae
Gene: ebo
Exons: 6
Coding region: 186-3395 (1069 amino acids)
Biological process (GO): protein export from nucleus
Molecular function (GO): nuclear export signal receptor activity
Source: RefSeq, a predicted model, not a curated record
CAUUCCUUUUAGCAUUAAGAAGUUUAUCUGCUUUUCACGCUAUUAGCUAGUAGAAAAUGAACAGUUUGGCAUGGUGACGCCGGAAGAUCUAGUGAAAGAAAAUCGAGAAAAGCAGUAGGUAGAAGAAAAGAACCUUCGUAAACGACAAGACUGAUCGAAAGAAAUCAAUCAUACAACAAAUCAACAUGGCAACUGUGAUUCCACAGUCAUUAACGAUCACCGUGCAAGAGCUGCUUUCGCGUUUCUAUAGUCCGCAAACUAAUAAUGAAGAAAAAAAAGCCAUAGAAUUAAAACUGCAGGAGCUGCAAAGUACAUCAUUUAACUGGCGCACUUGUAUGGCAUACAUGAAUACAAUUGAAAAUUCGUAUGUAUGGUUUUUUGCUGCCACCACCAUCGAGCGUACGGUUAACUUAUUGUGGAAAAAUCUCACCGCAAUGGAUCAAACACAGCUUCACACGGGGUUGUUCGAUUUGUUCAUUAAUUACCCGCCAGAUGUGCCGGCAUUGCAGCGAGACAAGGUAGCCCAGAUUAUUGCGAUCAUUGCACGACAGCAGUGCAUCAGCAAUGAAAAUAAUUUCGACGAGUUUGUAAGCCAUGUGCUGCAGCUACUGGAAAACAAAUUUUUCCUUGGAAUGGCACUAGUUGCAGCCAUCGGUGAUGCCGUCACGUCAGCGGAUACCACUCAAGCAACAAGCUUCACACGCAUUGUAAAUCGUCACACGGCGAAUAUUAUGCAGGCGCUGAACAAAUAUUGCGGCCUCUUCGUGAUAUUGAUACGGGGUGACAGCCAGCCAACUGUUUUCGACUCCAUGACCGAUGAACGAAAAAAUCAACAUUGCUCUCAACUGUUGAACGUCGUACAGCAGUACUUUAGCUGGAUGAAGUUGGAGCAAGUCGAACCUUCGAUGGUCGGCAACAUCUCGUUUAUCGCCUGCUCUUGGCAAACCCUGCGUGACGGAGCAAUGGCAGCGAUCAUUGCAUUAGCUGAGCUGCUUUACCGCAAUGAAUCCCUUACGAAUGAAGCAGGCCACCAACUGGCGCAAGGCAUGUACCACAUUUUACAUCACGAAACUAUUAAAGCGUCCGAUGAUUUGUACCAAGAGAAGGUGUGCGAUCUGAUCCGGCAAUACAUAAAGCGCGGUUGGCCAUACGAGAUAGACGAUAGAUCACGUCUGUUGCACCGGCUGUUGGAGUUCACAUUAUGCGUAAAAACGCCGCAUGCAUUGAUGGAACGAAUCAACAUUUGGAUGUACGUGUGUGGAUCGCGGUACCUUGAUGACAUCGAGAACGAACAUUGCCUGGUAGGAACGGACCUUUCGCCAGAGUUUGCAAAACAACUGAUGGGCUUUCUAACGACAACGUUAUUCUUUCGCACCUUUGCAUAUCUGGAAAUGCUUGACGAUGAGGAACUCGAUGAAAAUUCUGAAAACGAGAUAAAUCGGUUCCAGAAUCAGAGUAUCGAUCUGAUUUGUCAGCUGUUGCGCUUUUUGAACCCACCGAUGUUGGAAGAAGCAAUGAUGACGCUACUGGGAAACAAUUCGUCAAGCCCAUACGUGGAAGGUAACACCUUUUUCCGAGGAAUGGUACAUUCCCUGCAAGGCAACUCGGAAGUACUCCAACGAUAUGAAAAUGAACGUAUGACACGUAUCUGCAUAGUAGAUUAUAUAACUGCCUGCAACCUGGUGGUCGAAUUAGCUAUGGUGUUGUACGGGAAGCAUCCUGUGAUCGAUUAUGCAAUACACCAAACAACCGUAUUACAAAUUCAAUUGUUUGUAGAGAUUAGCGAUGCCCUGGAUCCCUUCUUAAAUAUGUGCUUACAAAUGGUUUCGUUUCAUCCACACAUUUUUCAUGCAUUGGCUCGAAUCAUUAUGCAAAUUAAGCUAUACAUGCAAAUCAGUUCAUCCACACAAUCAAACGAAGGACAGGCGGGUGCGUCGCAGAAAAUAUGUGACAUCGUAACACACGAGCAGAAGUUCAUUAUUGUAACAAAACUUCCCGCUUACAUAUUGCACCGUAAUACCGUAUUUCAUGUUUACUGGACACAAGUAGUUGUUGAGACUCUCAAACUUCUUAACCUCUACUUGUCCGAAAAAAUGUUAGGCCCGGAAACAAGCUCGAAGAUAUUUGAUGUGUUGAAAGGCGACAUUAUACAUUCAAAAUUAUUUCAUUUGAAUAAGGCAACACGCAGCUUGAUAUAUCGGACCGUAUGCACAUGUAUACUAAUGAUGUACGAUGAAGCCAACCCUAAUACGACCGAAAUAACAACUGCACUGCAAAAGUACAUUUGCAUGCUCGCAUCGGUUUCACUUGAUAGUCGGCCGACCCUAUUCAAGCACAUGGAAGUGGAGCUUCAAGAGCAGUACAUGGAAGCCAUUACCGACGAAUUGCAACACCUCACGUAUAUCUUGUCGUACUACGAAUCGCAAAGUACUAGCAUGCGUGUCCGACUUUUGUAUGCGAUGUACCCAGUAAUCGAGCAUAUUUUGGUGGUUUUCCGCGGUUCGCUUGUUGUCAAUACGUGGGUGACGCAUAAUAAGAACGGAUUGUUCUAUGUGCUACUUGAUUUUUGCAGCCACUCGGUAAACAUUUUGCAGGCCAAGCGAGAUUUGCGUCUACUGAAGGAAAUAGUGCAAGUGCUGAAAGAACUAUUCAUUGAGGAGGAGAAAAUUGGCAAGCAUCGGCUACGUGUGGCCUUAACGCUGUUGAAUACAUUCCGACAGUUGGUGAUUGAUUCGCACUGUCGCUUGCUUGUACCAAGCAUCAUAAGCGUGGUCAUUGACGAAAUGCUACCGGUCAUCACGUCCGACGAACGCUAUUCAGAAAAGGAAGAAUCGAUUCGAUAUGAAGAAGUUUUAAACAGAUUAUAUGAGCUGCUGCAUGAUUUAAUGCAUCAUCGCUGGCAGUAUUUCGUCGAAACGAAUCCCGUGGCCCGGAUGGAACCGGAAGUUCGCACAAUCAUACAGCCCGAAUCAUUUUUGGCCAUCAUGAACGCGUACGGUUACGCGUUGCUGAGCAACACGGAAUAUUCGCUUGUGGUGGGAACUGUAUUGACGUCUCUGGAUAUGCUGCAUGUGCAGCGUAACUUGUUUCGCCUGCAGCAGUUCACGGAACAUUUGAUGGAACAUUUCAUCAAGUUGCUACUAAAGCUGUCAGUCUCCAACCCUGGUUUCAUUCAUCUAGAGCAAAUAAUCAAGGUGCUUUAUGGAAUGGCAGAUGUCGAUCCGGUCAAACUGAAGACGAUCAUAUGUAGUCUGGGUAUGACUCACGACCUAAACACCUUUCACAUGUUCCGAACCGCUCAAGAUUUUCCAACCUUCCGGAUGGUGUUAUUUAAGAUAAUCAACGAAGCCAAAGCGCAACCGCCAGAUUGCAAGAAUUUUGACUUUCUCAAUUAAGUUUUUUGUACAUCUUUAGCAGAGAGCGGGAGAAAGAGGAUUGCGUUGAAGGGUGACUAUA